GGUAAGUGGAGAGAGAGGCCGUAGUUCACUUGUUCUUGUUCUCCUCUCCCUUUAGGGCACAACACCUCUCUUCCUAUCUAUAUCCCAUUCACAAUCGGUUAAAUAAAGCAGAAUCCUCAAUCUGUUCUACAAUGGCUGUCAUUAAACCCUAACAAGGGAUCUGGAUCAGCGAUAGAUCUGUUGCGGGUGGGAAUCUGGUGUAGAAAUCUCAGGGGUAAAUCAGAAUUCGGGAUUUUGUACUUUUGGAACUCUAGGAUUGUUUUCGUUUGAGUUUUGAAUUCUGAGUUCGAUCUAAUUUGAGCUUUGGGUUAUAUAAUGGAGCCAACGGAGGUCAAAAAGAGAGGUCGAGGUCGACCAAGGAAACGGUGGCGAGAAGAGGAUGAAAUUGAUAAAAAGGUGGGUUUUGCUGUUAAGAAGCAAUUUUUGGAAAUGAGAUGGAAGCCACUUGUGGGUAGAUAUGUGCUGAAAGAAUUUAAUAGUAAUGGCGUUUAUUUGGGGAAAAUAGUGUACUAUGAUAGUGGGUUAUAUAGGGUAGAUUACGAGGAUGGAGAUUGUGAGGAUUUGGAGAGCAGUGAGCUACGUGAUAUAAUUUUAGGCGAUGACUAUUUUGAUGAUGAUUUGACUGAAAGGAGGAAGAGAUUAGAUCAAUUAGUGUUAGAAAAGAUUUCAAAGAAUAAGAAGGAUUUGGGGAAGGAAGUGGCUGAUUCUAAAACUGAGGUUGAUAGGGUUGAAACAUCUGCAUUGACAGAACUGAGUGGUGAAGUAGCAGUUGAGGAUAGUGGGGUACAGGAUGUGGGUGAUGCAGAUUCCUCAAGUGUUUCAUGUGAGAAUUCGCAAGAUGAUGAUUUGGAGCCUGAGGCAGAGGUCCCAAUUGUGCCUCCUUUGCCAUUGCCUAUGUCGUCAGGGACUGUAGGUGUGCCAGAGGAGUACGUUUCACAUCUUUUCUCAGUCUAUGGAUUCUUGAGGUCAUUUAAUAUCCGCCUUUUCUUGAGUCCAUUUACGCUGGAUGAUUUAGUUGGGGCAAUUAAUUGUCAAGUUCAGAACACACUGAUGGAUGCCAUUCAUGUUUCUUUGAUGCGUGCAUUGAGACGUCACCUUGAGACCCUCUCCUCAGAUGGUUCAGAGCUUGCAUCAAAAUGCUUGAGGAGCAUUGAUUGGGGCUUGCUCGAUUCAGUCACCUGGCCUGUUUAUUUGGUCCAUUAUUUCACAAUAAUGGGAUAUUCAAAGGGACCAGAGUGGAAGGGAUUUUGUGAUGAUUUUUUGAAGAGGGAAUAUUAUUCCUUACCUGUGACCAGGAAGUUGACAAUUCUGCAAAUUCUGUGUGAUGAUGUUCUGGAUUGUGCUGAGAUACGAACAGAAAUUGAUAUGCGGGAAGAAUCAGAAGUUGGAAUAGAUCCUGAUGCUGUGGCCACCAAUUUUCCUGAAAAUGGACCGAGAAGGGUCCAUCCCAGAUAUUCCAAGACUUCAGCAUGUAAGGACAGGGAGGCUAUGGAGAUUAUUACUCAAAACCAUGGAAAUAAGUCUUCAUGUGAUUUAAAAUACUUGGGUUCCCAAUGUUCUGAAGAGGAGAGAGAUGCUGCUAGUGUUGGAGUUGAUGGGAAUAGUGAUGAAUGCCGGCUUUGUGGCAUGGAUGGGACUUUACUUUGUUGUGAUGGUUGCCCAUCAGCAUAUCAUUCCAGAUGUAUAGGUGUUGUCAAAAUGUAUAUACCAGAAGGGCCAUGGUACUGUCCAGAGUGCACAAUUAACAAGUUGGGUCCUACUGUUAUUGUGGGAACUUCACUUAGAGGAGCAGAAAUAUUUGGUGUCGACAUAUAUGGGCAGGUCUUCCUGGGUACUUGCAAUCACCUACUGGUGCUUAAAGCUUCUGUCGGCGCAGAACCAUAUUUGAGAUACUACAAUCAGAAGGAUAUUCCAAAGUUCUUGCAGGUACUUUCCUCUUCUGUGCAACAUAGAUCCUUAUACUUGGAGAUAUCUAAAGCAAUUGCAGAAUAUUGGAGAAUUCCACAAAGUGCCUUCUCUCCUUUUGAGACAAUGGGUGGAGGUUUGAGUAGAGCAUCUACAAAUGAAGAUGAAAAAUCUUCUACUUUAUCAGUUUCAUUUACUUUCAAGGCUAGCCAUAAGGUUGAAAAUACUGUUAAGGCUGAGAAUGAGCUUAGUUCAAAUAUAAGUGAUGCAGAUAAAGUGGCAGUCUCAUGUCUUGGUACCUCUGUCAAUGCAACAUUUCAAGCUGACGCUCAUGGCAUCCUGAGUAAUGGUGAUGUGACACACAUGAAAAAUUGUGAUCUCAUUAAUAUGAAACUACCUCAGCAGAUAAAAGUCAAGUCUGCUGAUUCAUUUAACCAGCAGAUUGAUCCGUCAGAUUUAGCUCAAAAUAGCUUUAUGGAUAGAUCAAGUGUGAUAACUACUUGCACCUCUACAAACAGUGACGGCAGUCAUGCUGGGGAUGUGAAUGCUAAUUUACCAGCAAGUAUAUUCUCUCAAAGCAAGGAAGGCAAUCGUGCUGGCUUUGGAAGGAUUGAGAGAAAUUUGACAGAUAAUUUUGUGUAUAUGGGGACGUGCUUUAAGCCUUAUGCUUACAUAAAUCACUAUGUACAUGGGGAUUUUGCAGCAUCAGCUGCUGCUAAUCUGGCUGUUCUUUCAUCUGAGGAAAUUCGAGUUUCAGAGGCUCAUAAAUCAGGCAAUGCUAGAAAGGCUAUUUCCGACAUUUUGUUGCAAGCAAAAGCAUUUUCAACAUCAGCCUCCCGGUUUUUCUGGCCAAGUUCUGAAAAGAAGCUUAUAGAGGUGCCAAGGGAAAGGUGUGGUUGGUGUUACUCUUGUAAGGUCCCUUCUAACAGCAGAAGGGGAUGUAUGUUAAACUCAGCUGCAUUGACUGCCACUAAAGGCACCAUGAAGAUCCUUAGUAGCUUUCAUCCCAUAAUGAGUAGAGAGGGGAGUCUUCCUAGCAUUUCAACUUACAUUUUGUACCUGGGGGAGAUUUUAUGUGGUCUUACUGUUGGCCCUUUUGUUAGCGCAAGUUAUAGAAAACAGUGGCGUAAACGAGUAGAAGAUGCUUCAACUUGCAGUGCCAUAAAAGUCCCCUUGCUUGAACUUGAGCACAACAUUCGUGUUGUUGCUCUUUCCGGGGACUGGACCAAGGCAAUGGAUGAUUGGCUGGUUGAUUCUCCUGUAAUUCAAAAUGCUGUAAGCACCAGUGGAACCACACAGAAACGUGGACCAGGUGGGAAACGACAUAAAAGACAAUCUGGCAUAUCUGACAUUAGAGCUGGUGGUUGUGAUGAUAAAAGUUUCAUCUGGUGGCGAGGGGGUAAGCUAUUAAAGCUUGUAUUCCACAAAGCAAUCUUGCCUCGCUCAGUGGUUAAAAAGGCAGCUCGGCAAGGUGGUUCUACAAGGAUAUCUGGUGUCUAUUACGUUGAUGAUCCUGAGCUUUCUAAAAGAAGCAGACAGCUGGUUUGGAGAGCUGCAGUUGAGAAGAGUAAGAAUACAUCACAGCUAGCACUUCAGGUUAGAUACCUAGACCUUCAUGUGAGAUGGAGUGAUCUUGUUCAUCCUGAGCAGAAUCUCCUUGACGGAAAAGGUCCAGAGACAGAAGCCUCUAUAUUUAGAAAUGCAAGCAUUUGUGGUAAGAAAGUUGAGGGAAACAAGAUUAUGUAUGGAGUUGCUUUUGGCAAUCAAAAACAUUUGCCUUCCCGCAUCAUGAAGAAUAUAAUUGAACUGGAGCAAGGUGAAGAUGUAAAGGAGAAAUACUGGUUUUCUGAAAUGCAUGUUCCUUUAUAUUUGAUCAAAGAGUAUGAAGAAAGAGUUGGUGAAAUAGUUUUGCCAUCAGCGAAGAAGUCCUUGAAUGAACUAUCUGAGUUACAGAGAAGGCAGUUGAAAGCUUCCCGCAAGGAUGUAUUUUUAUAUCUUACAUAUAAAAGAGAUAAGUUGGAUAGAUGCUCUUGUGCAUCGUGCCACAAUGAUGUUUUACUGAGGAAUACGGUCAAGUGCAGUGCUUGCCAAGGUUAUUGCCAUAAACAUUGUACAACGAGCUCGACAAUUUAUACAAACGAGGAAGUUGAAUUCUCGAUUGCUUGCAAGCAGUGUUACAGUGCCAAAGUUGUUACUCCUGAUAACAGUAAUGACUCUCCUACUACUCCCUUGCCCUUGCAAAGGCGGGAGUCUCAAAAUGUACUGACAGUUAACAAAACGACAAGGAUUAAACUUCACACUCAACCAUUAAUGUCUGUCAAAACCCAGGAGAGCAGUUCUGAGACGAAACAAAUUACUUCUGCUUCUAGUUUGGCAACAAAAAACCGAAGUAGAAGUUCGGCAACAAAAAGCCGCAGUAGAAGUUCAGAAAUAAAACAGCAAAAUAAAGUAGGUAGUUGGGGUGUGAUAUGGAAGAAAAAGAACGUUGAAGACACAGGAAUUGAUUUCAGGUGUAAGAACAUCCUUCUUAAGGGCGGUUCAGAGAGAUUGAGGCCUGAUUGUCAUCUUUGCAAAAAGCCAUAUAAUCGUGAGCUUAUGUAUAUUUAUUGUGAAAAGUGCAAAAAUUGGUUUCAUGCUGACGCCGUAAAACUUGAUGAGUCCAAUCUUCCUAAUGUGGUGGGCUUCAAGUGCUGCAGGUGUCGUAAAGUAAAAUCACCUAAGUGUCCUUAUGAUGAUUGCCCCGAAGUUGAGAAGCCAGUGGGCCACGAGUCACAUGAGAGGGUGUUGAAGAAAGGAAAUGUAGAAGUGGACUCUGAUUCUGGACCUGUUGCUGAAUCUAAAGAGUACUAUCCAAAUACUCCUAUGUUUCCUAAGGGAGAACCAUUCAUACAAGAUGAUGAUCCUCUUCUUUUUUCUCUUUCAAGAGUUGAGCAAAUUAAAGAGGACAAUUCUGGACCGGAACUUGAAUGGAAUGCGACUGCACAGGGCCCACAGAAACUACCAGUCAGAAGGCAUGCAAAGCCUCAAGUGAAGACAGAAAAUAUCUUCGAGAAUAAUCAUAAUGCUGAAUCUUCCGUACCUCUUGGUGGAAAUAACCUUCUCCCUGAAGAGGAGUUGCCUUCUUGUGGCGAGUGGGAUGUUUCAGCUAAUAGCCUUGAAGGUGACAUACUGUUUGAUUAUGAAAGUCUCAACUACGAGGACAUGGAAUUCGAACCACAGACAUACUUUUCUUUUACGGAGUUGCUGCCAUCUGAUGAUGGUGCCCAGGUGGAUGGAUUUGAUGCUUCAGGGAAUCAAUCCUGUGCAGUUUCACAGGAUGGAUUUCCUGAACAGUUUGCAGUGAGUAUAUCUGGUGAUGGACGGGAGCCAGUGAAAGCUCCUGAAGCUACCAUUGAUGCAAAGCCUUGUAAGAUGUGUUUACACUCAGAUCCAGUCCCUGACCUUUCUUGCGAUAUUUGCAACUUGGUGAUACACCGACAUUGUUCUCCUUGGGUUGAAUUGUCAUCUGCACAAGGCACUUGGACAUGCGGUCGUUGCCGAGAGUGGCAGUAGGUAGCUGAUAUGGUCAUUUUGGCUGUUUUCUUUAUAGGCAAUGAUGAUGCUUGGAGGAACUCAUAUCGAAAAGGUGGUGAACUAAACCUUAAGACUUAGGAGCUAAGAUUGUUUUCUUUUGAUGAAGCAGCACAAUAUUGUUUGUGUGCAUUAUUAAGACUUAGGAGCUAAGAGUAUCAUAUACCAGUUUCUUCAUUACUGAGGUUGCUGUGGAAAGCUUUUGUAAAACGCCAUGUUACCCACGUACAGCGUGUCCUGUCCCACUUGCAGAAUCAGUCCUUCGGAAAAGUUCAGACCAUUUUUUAUUUUCUCAGGUCUGUUCAGGUUAUGAUUUGGCUGAUGUCAAGUACGGGUAUCAGCUGAAAUUUGAUAGUUUCACAACCUCAGAGUUAGUCCCUUAAUGGGAGAUAAGCAGGUUUUUUUAGUUGUGCUUAUCUGAUUACAUGUAUAGAUCACAUUUCCAUCUCUUAUUUUUUAUGAAAUCAGUUUAAAUGCAUAAAUUUUUUAUUGUUUUA
This is a messenger RNA of Jatropha curcas, 5972 nucleotides long. RefSeq names its product DDT domain-containing protein PTM. NCBI's taxonomy places the organism in Eukaryota, Viridiplantae, Streptophyta, Magnoliopsida, Malpighiales, Euphorbiaceae. The record is from RefSeq and is a predicted model, not a curated record.